CUACGUAGUUGGUGACCACCAUCAUGUCGGUGAACAUCUUUGCCUGCAUUGUUCACAGCGCUGUACAUUAUCGCAUGUGAGACGACAUUCGCGUUCGCUUCAAGCCCCACGGCAGGAUGUUCACAGCAUGCAGCCGCGCCUCAGCCGGAGCGGGUCAUACAGGCACUCAGCCUCCCUACUUUACCACUCGACCCACCCUUAUCUUCGCGCUCCAUCCUAGCCAUAUGGCGAUGGGGUACUUUCGAGCGGACAAGUAAUGCGCACGUAGCAAGUACCGUACGAUGGCCGAAGUCGUGGGCCUCGCAGCUAGCAUCAUCCAGAUCGCGGGGGCUGGCGCCAAGCUCAGCGUCGCGUUGUACAACUUCACGAACUCAGCCGCGCGGGCAGACCAAGACGUCAAGGACAUCGCCGACGAUGUAGAGCUCACGUCGAACGCGCUCGAGAGCGUAGGCAGAGUGUUUGAGUCCGAGGAGGCCGGGUCAAUCGUGUCGAAGAAGGCCAUUCAAGACGCUAAUAACAUCAUCAGAAAAUGCCAAAGUGUUUUCGACGAAGUUUCAGAGAUGGUAGAAAAGAGGAGACGAAUUGGAAAGGACGGAAAGAAGGGCUUGAGCGUUAUGGGUAAGCUGGCUUGGCCGAUGAAGGAACAGCGGGUCGAGUUGAACCGAAGGAGACUCGAGAGUUUGAAGAACAGCCUUGUGCUUUUGCUGCAUGUCUUGCAACUAGCCCAAGGCCAGGUGCGAGGAAGAGUGGAGAAAAGUGUCUUGGAAGAAGAGCGUGACAAGAUCCGCGAGUUGCACCAACGACAGCAGGACUCACUCAAAAGCCUACAAGCCCUCGAAAAUAGAUUCUGCCAUGUCGCACUCGAUGACGAAGAGACUCUCCGAGGAUCAAGUAUCGCCUCUCGUGUUCCAACAUUGGAGCUUAUGGCCAACGCUCCAGUCAUGGAGCUGCCUCCGUUAGAGAAGCCCUCAAAGCCUCAGAAGGACACCAUUACCAUCGAUCUUUCGACCGCGAAUGAUUCGGAUACUUCUGACAGCGACGCUACAAUGUCGGGUGACGACAAUGAGGAAUACAUCUCCACCGAAGAACUCGCAAAAGCAGCCGACCACGUGAAGAAACUACUGAAGCGUAUCACAAUGCUACAGAAGAACUUUGAUGCCGACAAGAAACAUAAAAAGCGACACGUGCACAAGAUUUAUCAACGCUUCUGCCGAAAGUUCGAAUCAGGUAUCAAAUCUUGUGUGAAAGACGCAAAUUUCGGAGAGUUGCGAGCUGAGGAUUCCUUCGAUUUAAACGAUAGUGGGGGUGCUUUGGAGUGUUUUGACUUGGAAAGCUUUCUUCAGGUUCCGGGGGAGAGCACGCAGUUUCCAUUGCUUGAUUUCGAUUUUCUCGGAGAGCAACAUACAGAGCCUCAGCAAGCAAACAAUCCCGAGGCCGUACCGUCGAUGCAGAGCUGUCAGCACCCGCCUCUUGUAUCUGCUGAUUUGAUCGAACCAGUUCCAUCACCCUCUGCCCAAACGCCCCCUUAUCCUCCAGUGCCGCUUCUUAGUGCAGCCUCAGACCUUCCGUUUGAUCUGUCUGGUCAACAACAAGGACCCAUUCUUGAUCAAGGACAGUCAGCACCGGCUCAGCAGUCCCCUGAACCAUUAGCGCAGACGUGGGCGCGGAUGCAGAGGCAGGCGCAAUCAAUGGCUCAACAACAGGCUCAAGCGCAGCAGCCACAAGCUCAGUCACAGGCUGCAAUGCAGCCAAUGCUGAGUAUUGAUCAAAGUCUGCCUAGUCCUGCUAUGCCCAUGCUCAACAGACAUAUGCUGCCUCCAGUCUCUACGUCUAGUCUUUAUGUGCCCACGUACAGCAGACCUGUGAUGCCUGAAACAUCUCGGUCAUCACACAGGCGUGUCGAAAGCUCGCUACGUCCCCGAGUUCCUAUACCGACUGCACAUUCGGCUCUCUUACCCCGACCGCCGGUCGGUAACACUGCCUUGCAAGACUAUCAAUAUCAGUUGAUGUUCUUAGAUUGUCAGAAAAGGAGAAGGAAAUCAGCUUCUGAACAGAAACAAGACAUUGACAGCCAAUUGAGGACCAGAGACGACGAGCCAACCACAACUUCCGCAUUUCAUACGACUCAUACGCGAGAAGACACUCACGAACGAGGGAAGCAUCGCAUCUCCAAUAAGCUCAGCGAUUUGAUGUCAGGCCGUGUUGGGCAUAGUCCGGAUAUGUUCGGAAAGCAGGCGAGCCAAGAGCCGGAUACAUCUUCAUUUAUCGAUGGUUUGCUGGAUGUAGAGGACGUAGAGACAGGAGUAUAUCCAAAGAAGCGCGGCCGGAAACUCGCGUUGACGGCAGAACAAAAGCGCAACGCUACUGGAAUGCGCAGAUUAGGAGCUUGUAAAAACUGUCAAAGCCUCAAGCUGAAGUGUGAUCCUAGAUCUCCGUGUGGCAGCUGCGUAAAGCGGAACGCUGAACAGGAAGAGAUUUCCAGUAAGAUCUGCUGCGAAACGAACGUUGCCCAACGCCUUGAGGGGUUUCAAACUGGAAUUGGGCUCACCAGCCCACUACCACUACCAGGCGUUCGUUCCCGGCACAUUAAAUUUUCAGAAUUUGCGGAGUCUGAUGCCAGGGACUCACCUAGAGAAGAAAGCUUCAAGCCCAGCGGAGACAGAAGAGUCGGCAGGCAGCGACAGCGUAGCACCAUCGACUCUAGGAUAGACCAGCGUUCGUCGAGAAAAAGACGUCGUUUAGGGAAGGAUGAGGAUGAGCACUGUUCCAAGGAUGCUGCUGACAUAACGUUACAGCAAGGGGAGAAUGAGGAGAUGAUGGAGACUGGGAUUGCUUGGAGUUCGGUGGACAGAGACAUCGUCGAUGUGUUGCUCGAGCAAUGGACUGUGCCAGUGUAUUGACGGUUACACGCUCUUCAUUCUUUUUUUUGUGACUGCGCAGUUAUUUUACGCAGCUACCUGAAUCUAGAAUCGUACUACA
Messenger RNA from Alternaria rosae, 2979 nucleotides. RefSeq lists its product as uncharacterized. Gene Ontology annotation, biological process: regulation of DNA-templated transcription. NCBI's taxonomy places the organism in Eukaryota, Fungi, Ascomycota, Dothideomycetes, Pleosporales, Pleosporaceae. The record is from RefSeq and is a predicted model, not a curated record. Gene Ontology annotation, molecular function: zinc ion binding; DNA-binding transcription factor activity, RNA polymerase II-specific. Bases 282 to 2900 code for a protein of 872 amino acids. The transcript has 3 exons.